Molecule: messenger RNA, 864 nt
Organism: Pediculus humanus corporis (human body louse)
Lineage: Eukaryota; Metazoa; Arthropoda; Insecta; Psocodea; Pediculidae
Product: aldo-keto reductase, putative
Exons: 5
Coding region: 1-864 (287 amino acids)
Molecular function (GO): oxidoreductase activity
Source: RefSeq, a predicted model, not a curated record
AUGUACACAUUAAGUAAUGGAAAUCAGUUCCCUUUAAUUGGUUUGGGAACUUAUCUAAUAAGAGGGUCAGAUACAAUUAAAAAAGUCAUUGAUGCAGGACUUGAUGCUGGAUAUAGGUCUAUCGACACAGCAGCUGUGUAUGGAAACGAAGAAGAAAUAGGAAAUGCUUUGAUUGAGCUUUUGCCCAAGUAUAACUUGACUCGUAGUGAUAUUUAUAUAACUUCAAAACUGGCACCUCAUGAUCAGGGAAAAAACAAAGCAAAAAAUGCUGCAUUGAGUUCGAUAGAAAAAUUAAAGACCACAUAUAUUGAUCUGUAUUUAAUUCACUGGCCUGGUGCUGAGGGAGUAGAUGUAAAAUCAAAUUUGAAUAGCAAAUUAAGAAGGGAAUCAUGGUUUGAAUUAACAGAACUUUAUAAUAAGGGUUUUAUUAAAAAUUUAGGAGUAAGCAAUUACACUACAGAUCACUUAAAAGAAUUACUUGCUGAUUGUAAUGGUGUAGUACCUGUUGUGAACCAAGUUGAAUAUCAUCCACUGUAUAAACAACUUGAUCUAAUUGAAUUUUGCAAUAAUGAAAAAAUUUUACUUCAAGCUUACAGUAGUCUAGGAGGAGCUAGAAAAACAAAUUUGUUAUUGAAAAAUUCUGUUGUUUUGGACAUCAGCAAAAAAAUAAAUAAAAGUAGUGCACAAGUGCUAUUAAAGUGGGCAUUGCAGCAUGGUUUUGCUAUUAUUCCAAAAUCGGUGAAUCCUGAAAGAAUAAGAGAAAACAUUGAUUUAAAUUUUGAAUUAAGUAAUGAAGAUAUACAAUUGUUAGAUUCAAUCAAGGCAAAUGAAAAAUUUUCCUGGGAUCCAAAUGUUGUAAAAUAA